Cryptomeria japonica (Japanese cedar) is the source of this 849-nucleotide messenger RNA. RefSeq lists its product as uncharacterized. The transcript is spliced from 3 exons. The coding region runs from base 356 to 799 and encodes 147 amino acids. The record is from RefSeq and is a predicted model, not a curated record. NCBI's taxonomy places the organism in Eukaryota, Viridiplantae, Streptophyta, Pinopsida, Cupressales, Cupressaceae.
UAACUAUAACAGCUACUUACGGAAAUUCUGACCGGCCAUUGGAGUACAAAUGUGCGUGAAUCGUGGCUUUGCGUUACUUUCGGCAAUUGUGAAACGUUUCUAAAUCGUCGCGGAAGUUUCCUUGAAUUUGCGAGAGUUGUCUAAAUUGGUUUUUGCUGCUUUACCCUUUUUUCCAGGGCUCUGCUUUACUCUUUUUUCUGAAGAAAAUAGCUCUGCUUUACUCUUUUUUCCAGGGCAGAAACCCCUCUUUUUUCUGAUAAACGGCCUGCUUUACCCUUUUUUCCAGGGCAAAAACCCCUCUUUUUUUCUGAAGAAAAUAGCUCUGGUUAGCUCUACAGGCGGAGAAUCACCAGCAAUGAAAGAGCAGGGCUUAAUCGAUCAAAUGGAGGGCAGUAAUGCUGAUACCAAAGGUGGAGUAUCGCCAGCAAUGGAAGAGAAGGGCUUAAUCGAUGGAAAGGAAGGCAGUAAUGCUGAUAUCAACGACUUAUUUGGAAUGCUGGAGGGUUAUUCAAGGUUGAGAUUGAUGCCAGACUUCUUUGGAAUGUUGGAGAGUUUUACAAGGUUGAACUUAGAAUUAGUGGAGAAUCUUAUAGAGCAGUGGAGUUUUACAAGGUUGGAGAAUCUUACACAUGCAAAUGAGAAUUACCAUGCUAACAUGUUGCAGUGUUAUGUAAAUGGCUCUGAACAAGAUCAGAGAAGAAAGCAAAGACAAAGAGAGAUAUUCAGGCAGUGUAAAACAACUGCAUCCUUUCGUGGGAAUCGUAAAUGCUACACAAUUAAACAAUUUCAAAGCUUUUAAAAUCUACAUUUCUCAAGAAAGCUAUUGUUUCGAAUAAGGCUUGCAAAAAU